AUGAAUAAAACUACAGCCACGUGCUGGACGCUGAUCCUGUUGGUGGCCAUCCUUUGCGAAAGUGUGACCUGCAAGGGAGGGAGAGGAGGAGCACGAGGUUCAGCGCGUGGCUCUGCUCGUGGGCGAUUCCGUGCUCCGCGAGUGCGGCCCAAGUACUCCAGCUGGAGCCGGUCCUAUGGCUCCAGGGCACGGGUGGCUGCUGCAGGAGCUGCAGCCGGCGUUGCGGCCGGAGUCAUGGCCGGGAGGCUGCAGAGAUCCAGGCUCACCUGGGACGAAGGCAUCCAGGGAUAUCUGGAGAUGAUGCACGGACCCAGCCCUCUGCAACUACAUUGGCUUAACUGA
Molecule: messenger RNA, 342 nt
Organism: Hypanus sabinus (Atlantic stingray)
Lineage: Eukaryota; Metazoa; Chordata; Chondrichthyes; Myliobatiformes; Dasyatidae
Gene: sprn
Product: shadow of prion protein
Exons: 2
Coding region: 1-342 (113 amino acids)
Biological process (GO): protein import into nucleus
Cellular component (GO): membrane; nucleus
Molecular function (GO): nucleic acid binding
Source: RefSeq, a predicted model, not a curated record